Molecule: messenger RNA, 642 nt
Organism: Naegleria gruberi
Lineage: Eukaryota; Heterolobosea; Eutetramitea; Acrasida; Naegleriidae
Exons: 1
Coding region: 1-642 (213 amino acids)
Biological process (GO): nucleocytoplasmic transport; activation of GTPase activity
Cellular component (GO): cytosol; nucleus; perinuclear region of cytoplasm
Molecular function (GO): GTPase activator activity; small GTPase binding
Source: RefSeq, a predicted model, not a curated record
AUGAAACAAUUAACAUCACUUAAUAUUGGUUACAAUGAAAUUGGUGUAGAAGGAUCCAAAUUCAUAAGUGAAAUGAAACAAUUAACAUCACUCGAUAUAUAUUCCAAUGAAAUUGGUGUAGAAGGAGCCAAAUACAUAAGUGAAAUGAAACAAUUAACAUCACUUGAUAUACAUUACAAUGAAAUUGGUGUAGAAGGAUCCAAAUACAUAAGUGAAAUGAAUCAAUUAACAUCACUUGAUAUACAUUCCAAUCAAAUUGGUGUAGAAGGAGCCAAAUACAUAAGUGAAAUGAAACAAUUAACAUCACUUGAUAUACAUUACAAUGAAAUUGGUGUAGAAGGAUCCAAAUACAUAAGUGAAAUGAAUCAAUUAACAUCACUUGAUAUACAUUCCAAUCAAAUUGGUGUAGAAGGAGCCAAAUUCAUAAGUGAAAUGAAAUCAUUAACAUCACUUGAUAUACAUUACAAUGAAAUUGGUGUAGAAGGAUCCAAAUACAUAAGUGAAAUGAAAUCAUUAACAUCACUUGAUAUAUAUUCCAAUGAAAUUGGUGUAGAAGGAGCCAAAUACAUAAGUGAAAUGAAUCAAUUAACAUCACUUGAUAUGCUUCCAAUUAAAUUGGUGCAGAAGGAACCAAAUUCAUAA